Corylus avellana is the source of this 727-nucleotide messenger RNA. Lineage: Eukaryota; Viridiplantae; Streptophyta; Magnoliopsida; Fagales; Betulaceae. The record is from RefSeq and is a predicted model, not a curated record.
AUGGCUUCCACUGAUAAGCCUGGCACGGAAUACUACAAGGAAGUCCAGCCACCCCCGCCGCCUGCCGAGCAGUAUUUUGUUGUGAAUGUGGCCCUCAGGGUCUUAUUGUUUGCAUCGGUGCUGACUGCUGUCCUUGUGGUAGUCACUAGUGACCAAACGAAGCUAAUUCCUGGGUUAGGAAUAAAUCUCAAGGCCAAGUUUAAUCAAUCCCCAGCUUUCAUAUACUUUGUGGUGGCGCUUUCCGUAACUGGCCUCUAUGGUAUCAUUACAAUAUUGGCAUCAAUCUCCGUCCUGUUCAAACCAAUCUCCUCAACAAAGUUCAUGCUCCAUUUUGCAGUUUGGGAUGUGUUGAUAUUAGGGCUGGUAGCUUCAGCAAUGGGCUCUGCAGGUGGUAUUGCAUAUGUGGGGUUAAAAGGCAACGAACACGUGCACUGGGGUAAGGUGUGCAACACCUUCGACAAAUUUUGCAGGCAUAUGGCAGGCUCCCUUGCUGUCUCCUUGUUCGCCUCGUUUGUGCUUGUCCUGCUCAUCUGGCUCUCCAUUUUCACUCUCCACCGUCGGAUCCCCAAGUAGAUCGAGCCUCUGAAAGUUCAAAAAGAUAUCCAAUUUUCUGGCCAUGCACAACCCUCCAGAAAAUUGUGUUGUGCACUUGUGAUCUACUGUGCAGAUGAUCUUGUCUUCGAUUUGUCUUUUAUGUUGUUUUUAAUUCAUCGUCUAUAUGUGACAU